Messenger RNA from Sipha flava (yellow sugarcane aphid), 2317 nucleotides. It is a transcript of the gene Vps51, whose product is annotated as vacuolar protein sorting-associated protein 51 homolog. Gene Ontology annotation, cellular component: GARP complex; membrane; EARP complex. The transcript has 15 exons. The coding region runs from base 75 to 2270 and encodes 731 amino acids. The record is from RefSeq and is a predicted model, not a curated record. NCBI's taxonomy places the organism in Eukaryota, Metazoa, Arthropoda, Insecta, Hemiptera, Aphididae. Gene Ontology annotation, biological process: Golgi organization; Golgi vesicle transport; lysosomal transport.
UAUUAAAAUUAUUAUACAAAAAUGUUCUUAUUUUUUAUAAUUUAAAACUAAUUUGGAUUAUUCUAUUAUUUAACAUGGAUAUUAAACCAGGAAGUCCUUAUGAUAUAAAUGGUGCGUGUUUUAACGCAGAUAUGUACGUUAAAAAAAUACUUAAGGAAUCAAAUUUAAAACAAGUUAUGGAUCAUGAAAGAGAAAUACAUCAAGACAUUCAAUCAUUACAUUCUGAUAUGCAGACUUUAGUAUAUGAAAAUUACAAUAAAUUUAUUUUAGCAACAGAUACAAUUGGAAAAAUGAAAGAUGAUUUUAAAAAUUUAGAAGGAGAUAUGGAAAUGCUCUUAUGUAAAAUGGAUGAAAUUACUAAAUCUUCAGAAACAAUUACUUCAUCUUUACAUGCUAAUAGAGAUGAAAUAUCAAAACUUUCAGAAACUCAUAAAUUAUUAAGACGUUUUCAAUUUGUUUAUACUCUACCGACUACUCUAAAAAAACUUUUAUUAAAAAAAGAUUAUGUACAGGUUGUUCAAGAAUAUUUACAUGCUCAAAGAGUUUUGACUCAAUAUGGAAAUCAAGAAUCAUUAAAAGGAAUACUUGAUGAUUGCAAUAAUAUUGUGAAUGAAUUAAUGAAGAUUUUAUAUAGUCAUUUAAGGGAUAAAGAUGUAUCAGGCAAAGAAUUAACAAAAUCUGUGGAUUUAUUACUUCAACUGGAUGAACCUGUAUUAUCACUUUGUAAAGAAUUUUUGUUACAUUCAAAAAAUCGUUUAUUUGAAUCAUUGGAUGACCUUCAGUUACAAGUUGAAAAUCUUAAUCAAGAUAUGAUUGAGUUUAUUGACUUAGGAAGUGAUACAUUUCUUAGUCAAUUAUGUUUGGUAAUAACAUCAUUUAAUGAUAUGUUUAUUGAAAAUGUUUUAAAAAAUGAUGGAAACGAAGAAAGUGAAAUAACUAUGAAUCAAUUAAGUAUUUUUGUUGAAGACAAUAUGGUCAGAUACUUAGAAAUUGUUCAGUGUUAUAUUGAUAGAAAUACUAGUGAUACAGCUAUUCUAGUUAGAGCUUUAGAUAGAUUUUAUAGAAAAAUUCAAGCAAUUGGAAAAUUAUUUUCGUAUAAGGACUUUACAUUAAAUGCUUUAGAAAUAAUAUCUUCUGCUGCCCGCCGCCAAACCAAAUUACAUUUAGCUAUGUUAAAAGCACAUUUUAAUGAUAAACUAGCCACUAUACGUCAGUCAUUAGUGUCUCUACAAAAAUUGAAUGAUAAUGGAUUUGCAACAGAAUCAUUGAAUUCUUUAACAUCAGAUGUAAUAGAAAAAGUGAAAGGAAUUUUACAAGAUAUUUCUGCAUUUUUAGAACCAGAAGUAUCAUUUUCAACUAAAUAUACACUUCGAAAAUCUAUUAGUGUUGAUAAUGUACGUGAAGGACUUGUUGUUGGAUUUUUACAUUAUUUAUCAUCAGCGGCUCGAUCAUACACUAUAAGCAUACCUUGUCCACCUGCUUUUCUCUUUUUGAUAAUGACAAAAAUGUGUCUUGAGUAUCAAAUGUCUGGUGUUGGCUAUUUGUUACAUCUUGUGGAUGAAAUGUAUGAGAUUAAUAAAUAUUUUGAAAACAAACCUAAGAAUUCUUCACAACUCAGUUCUGAAGCUGAGCUAGCAUCAGAUAUGCAUUCUACUGCUCAAGAUCUUGUAAAUUAUUAUGUUCGUGUUGAAGGAUUAUCCAUAUCCCAAAUGCUAAAAAAGUCUGUUGAAACACGGGAUUGGCUUCAUAGUUUAGAACCAAGAACAGUACGUGCUGUUAUGAAACGAGUUGUAGAGGAAAUUACAUAUGUUGAUAGUCAAGUUGGUGAAUUAUUUGAAGAAGGCUUACGUACAGACAGAAGUAGUGAUUCAAGUCGUAGGACUCAAAUGUCUAGACACAUAAGAGCAUGGUCAUCUGGUGGUACAGCUACAAACACCCAAACAUUUUCAGCCAUUAAUCGUUUAUUUUCUGAACGUAUUGAUAUUUUUUCACCAGUUCAAUUUUCAAGAGUUUCUAUUACCACAGGCAUUAUAAAAAUAAGUCUAAAAACACUUUUAGAAUGUGUUCGUUUAAGAACAUUUAACCGUUAUGGACUUCAACAAGUUCAAGUGGAUAUACAUUACUUACAACUUUAUUUAUGGCGUUUUGUAUCAGAUGAAAAUUUAGUUCAUUUGCUUUUGGAUGAAAUAUUAAGCAGCUCUGUGCAUAGGUGUUUAAAUCCAGUUUUAAUGGAACCCAGUGUUGUUGAAAUUAUUUGUGAAAGAGGAUAAAUUUGUUUGUGUUCAUAUUUUAUCUUUUUUAAUAUUUAUUUGGUAAA